AAGUCACAAACCAAUACCACCCCUUUAGUCCUCCACAGCGUCAGAUCAUCUGACUUUUCUUCUCUGCUGAAAUCUCUCUUUUCAUAUAUUUUUUGAUUUGGGCGCACUACGGUUUACUAAAGUGUCUAUCGGAAUCCCUCUACCUGAUUGUGUGUGGUUUGAUAUAAAUUAGGGUUGAGAUUUUUAAUUGAAUCUAAAAAUCCUCUUCUUCGUAUCAGAGAAUUUGAGUCUUCCGAUCGAGCAUGUCGAAGCAAAAAGAAGAAGCCACAAGUAGCCCACUGAAUUUGACGGGACUCAAUGAUGCUUUACCACGAGUACCAGAUGAGAUGGAUUACUAUACGCACCCAGUACCACCCUUCAGCUUUAAUGACUUUUUACCGUUGUACCACAACAUGGAAGGGCAAAGAUUUUUCUUCACCAACAACUCUGCUCGAUCCCUUAAAGAUUUCUUGCCCCCUGCAGAACCUUACAAUUACGAGCCCCCCUCCGAACCUCCUCAACCUUACUCUUGCUCCCAAAUUGCAGAGCUCCCCGAACCUCAAUUAUUCUCUCCCCCCUCUGAGGAAACUCACUUGCCCUUGUCACCAUCUACAGACGACCAACCUGAUUAUGACAAUUUCUCCGAAUCUCUUCUUGACAUGGAUGAACCACCUUACGAAUGGGGUUUUGGCUAUGAACCCCCUACACCCACCGCCUAUGUACCUAUGCCUUCUGGAGAUGAAAGGAUGUUUGGUAAAGUUGGACUUCAUUGCUACAAUCUGCAAAAUCGGACAAACCUUAAAUUUUUCUGUCAUGACGACGAUGAGUUAUUUUAUGAGCUUGUAAAAUUUUAUGCAACGGAUCCAACUCGCUGGUAUUCCACUUUUGAGUUCAUAACAAGGGUCGUUGAGUUUCGGAAUGAAGGCUACUUGACUUUCAUUACAACCCAAUGCACAUUAUUGCCAGAGGAGGAAGCCUUCCCAUGUGACGAGUUUGACAAACUUGCCGUCGAUGACUUCUUCAGAGGAGAUAUGCCCAACUCGAUGCCUGAGGAUACCACUGACAACCUGCAAUACUACGAGUUGAAAGAGUCAGAGGUGGAAGCAGAAAAGGAUUGGCUUCGUCUCUACUUGGAACUCGCAUUGCACACCAACUUCUUUUGUUUCCCGCGCUCAAUAGAAUGGGAUAGUCCAUAUGACCUUAAAAAGAUAAUUGUGCAAACCAGAGCAGAUGUGGAGCCUGAGAAGAAAGCCAAGGCGGAGAAUGCUAUCUUCUACAUCAGCUUCAAAAGCGGUGGCACCAAAGACUGCGAUGUUAUCAUAAGGAGAACAAUGGAUGGAAUGCCACAUCAUAUGUCGCUUGAAGUCAAGUGUUUGAUGUGAAGGCCACCAUUAUAUCUUUUUUAUUUUCAGUAUCUUAUCCCCCCCCCCCCCCCAUUAUGUAUUAAGUAUAUAUCUAAACUGUGCUAGUCAGGCAAAAGGAUGAUAACUUUUACAUAUAUAUACUCACUUACUUCGGAUCAAAUAUUGCAACGUUAAGGAUCACCAUUUUGUGGGGUUUAUUUCCUUA
Molecule: messenger RNA, 1548 nt
Organism: Capsella rubella
Lineage: Eukaryota; Viridiplantae; Streptophyta; Magnoliopsida; Brassicales; Brassicaceae
Product: UPF0725 protein At2g20620
Exons: 7
Coding region: 243-1361 (372 amino acids)
Source: RefSeq, a predicted model, not a curated record